CUAGUCAGGAUUACUAAUGGAAUUCAGAGAGAAUUGAGCGGCGUCUGGAGAUAAACAUGGAUCGACAUGUGGGCUCCCUGCAGGAACAGGCCCUGAAGAGGAAAGAGAGGCUAAAAGCUCUCAGAAACAAACAAACUCAUGGCCGAGACCCAGCGGACGGGGAGCCAGAGGAGAAAAAAGCUUCAUUAGAGGAGACUGUGGAGGAGAAACACAGAGAGCUGAAGCUGAGGAAUUACACCCCAGAGGAUGAAGAGCUGAAGGAGCGACAGGUGCCAAAAGCCAAACCAGCAUCUGUGGAGGAUAAAGUUAAAGACCAGUUGGAGGCAGCUAAUCCAGAACCCAUCAUUGAAGAAGUGGAUUUGGCCAACCUCGCUCCGAGAAAACCAGACUGGGAUCUGAAACGUGAUGUGGCGAAGAAGCUAGAAAAGCUGGAGAGGAGAACACAGAGAGCCAUCGCUGAGCUCAUCCGGGAUCGUCUGCGAGGCAGUGAGGAGGAACUGGCUGGAGCGGUGGGAGCAGUAGGCCGGGAGGAGGGAGACUCAGACUGAAUCCAAGAUGUGACAAAAAAAUAAAAAGACGACCAUGGAGAAUGAGUGGAACACCACCGUGGUGGUCUGACUUUACUUGGACUGCACCAUCACAUCUGUGUUGUGCUCAGAGACACGGCUGCAGGAAUAAACCUUCCAGUCAGGUCUUCAUCAUCGUGUUAUAACAUAUAAAUAUGUAGUAGCACAUUCUGUAUAUGGGGUACAUUGAUGUGCAAUCAUCAAUAUUAUUUUGUAUUUUUUUUAUAUAAAGUAAAAUGAUAUGAUCUUUUUUCAAA
This is a messenger RNA of Paralichthys olivaceus (Japanese flounder), 823 nucleotides long. It is a transcript of the gene ccdc12, whose product is annotated as coiled-coil domain containing 12. Gene Ontology annotation, cellular component: U2-type spliceosomal complex; post-mRNA release spliceosomal complex. The record is from RefSeq and is a predicted model, not a curated record. Lineage: Eukaryota; Metazoa; Chordata; Actinopteri; Pleuronectiformes; Paralichthyidae.